Messenger RNA from Mauremys reevesii (Reeves's turtle), 902 nucleotides. RefSeq names its product SRY-box transcription factor 21 (gene SOX21). Gene Ontology annotation, biological process: anatomical structure morphogenesis; cell differentiation; regulation of DNA-templated transcription. NCBI's taxonomy places the organism in Eukaryota, Metazoa, Chordata, Testudines, Geoemydidae. Bases 72 to 902 code for a protein of 276 amino acids. The transcript has a single exon. Gene Ontology annotation, molecular function: RNA polymerase II cis-regulatory region sequence-specific DNA binding; DNA-binding transcription factor activity, RNA polymerase II-specific. The record is from RefSeq and is a predicted model, not a curated record.
CCGGGGCAGGCGGCCGGCAGCGCGGGGUGGGCUGCAGCCUGCAGCAGCUGCAGGGCUUGCCGGGGGCCAGCAUGUCCAAGCCGGUGGAUCACGUCAAGAGGCCCAUGAACGCCUUCAUGGUGUGGUCCCGGGCGCAGCGCCGGAAGAUGGCCCAGGAGAACCCCAAGAUGCACAACUCGGAGAUCAGCAAGCGCCUGGGGGCCGAGUGGAAGCUGCUCACCGAGGCCGAGAAGCGGCCCUUCAUCGACGAGGCCAAGCGGCUGCGGGCCAUGCACAUGAAGGAGCAUCCCGACUACAAGUACCGGCCCCGCCGCAAGCCCAAGACCCUGCUCAAGAAGGACAAGUUCGCCUUCCCGGUGCCCUACGGCCUGGCGGAUCCCGACCACCCGCACGGGCUGAAGGCGGCCGGGCUGCACGGCGGGGCCGGCGGGGGCCUGGUGCCCGACUCCCUGCUGGCCAACCCGGAGAAAGCGGCCGCCGCCGCCGCCGCCGCAGCCGCCCGGGUUUUCUUCCCCCAGUCGGCGGCCGCCGCCGCCGCAGCCGCCGCCGCCGCGGCCGCCAGCAGCCCCUACUCGCUGCUGGACCUGGGCUCCAAAAUGGCAGAGCUCUCGUCGUCCUCCUCCGCCUCGGCGCUGCCCUACGCCUCCUCCCUGGCCUACCCCGGCGCCGCGGGAGCCGGCGCCUUCCACGGGGCCGCCGCCGCCGCCGCCGCUGCCGCCGCCGCCGCCGGGGGGCACACUCACUCGCACCCGUCCCCGGGCAACCCCGGCUACAUGAUCCCCUGCAACUGCAGCGCCUGGCCCAGCCCGGGCCUCCAGCCGCCCCUCGCCUACAUCCUGCUGCCCGGCAUGGGCAAGCCCCAGCUGGACCCCUACCCGGCAGCCUACGCGGCGGCGCUAUGA